AUGACUGAAGCACCGUCAGAUACGAGUGAUUAUCAGCGAUUCGACGAGAUGUUGAUUCAUUUGGAGCCGAGAGGUGCUCGAAUUCCGUAUAAUGUUGCAUACGACAAAGAUAGCAAUAUUUGGGUGGCAUCAAAAGGAGGUCUCUUCAAAUUCGACGGAAAAUCGCUUCGAACACUUUAUGAGGACAAAAAAUUCUUCAAAAAAAUGGCCCCGUUUCCACAAGUAGUUUCAUACAAGAAUCGGAUAAUCUACACAUCAGCUGAGCACGAUGACAAAACGACAUAUCUGAAAGUUGUUUCACUCGAUGGAGAUGUGCUCCACGAGUCGUUUAUCGAUGGAUUAUUAAAUUCCAUGACGAUCACCGACGCAGGAGAUAUGUACAUUGUGAAGCAGGUGGAGAAGGGACAACGCAAAAAUUGUAUUAUGACAGCCCAUUUGGAUUGUCCAAUCGGUUGGGAAGUGAUCGCCGAGACGAAAAUCGGCGAAGCGUUCUCACGUAUUUGUGCACUCGACGAGAAGACACUCGUGGCUGUCGUCGUCGAUUUUCCAAUGAAUAUGUACUCAAACCAACACUUUGUCUUCUACGACCUGGAGACGCGUACGGAGACGGGAAGCUCGUCGAAAAUGGGAAAAGAGCCCGGAGAGAUCUAUUUUCCGCGUCAUAUCAUAAAGUAUGGAGAAGGAUUUCUGAUAAAUGACAAGUCGGGACGAUUUCAGGAGUUUAAGAAAAACGGUGAAUUCGUGGCGGUUCGCGCGCAAAUCGACGCAUUCCUCGGUGAGGGAUUCGACGUGAAAGACGACGAGGCGUUGAUGGUUCUGACGGGAUGUGUGAAGGAUCCAAACGAUCAGUUGAUUUGUGAUGAUUGGCUGGAAUUGAUCAAGUUGGACGGGUCCACGUGGAAAGCGGAGAGAGAGAGAAAGAAGAGAGAACAGGAGGAGGCGAAAUAA
Caenorhabditis remanei is the source of this 948-nucleotide messenger RNA. RefSeq lists its product as uncharacterized. The record is from RefSeq and is a predicted model, not a curated record. Bases 1 to 948 code for a protein of 315 amino acids. NCBI's taxonomy places the organism in Eukaryota, Metazoa, Nematoda, Chromadorea, Rhabditida, Rhabditidae. The transcript has 7 exons.